AUUUGACCAGUAAGUACUGAAUGAAGGACUUCAAACGCAUGUUUACGAGGGGCUUUAACAUAAAAAACGUCGCCACCCCACUCGUCCGUCCAAAUGGAGGAGGGCUUUGCGAUCACUCCUUAAUAGUGGCAGUCACUGGGGUUGGAAUAUCGGGCUCGUCGUUCACGUUCGACUCGGUCUUGGCGCUGAUAUCCGCACUAUUACCGACUCCGAACUUCUUGUCCCUUUUUGGCCGUUCUUUUAGGUCUUUUCUUGCGAAGUUUUGGGUCGGUUGGUCUUUACCUUGGGGGGGGUCCUUUCUUGCGAGGUUUUGGCCUUGAUGGUCGGUCGGUCUUUGCCUUGGGGGGGCAUGGUGUCGACCCGAUCUUGGCGCUGAUGU
Molecule: messenger RNA, 379 nt
Organism: Suillus subalutaceus
Lineage: Eukaryota; Fungi; Basidiomycota; Agaricomycetes; Boletales; Suillaceae
Exons: 2
Coding region: 21-320 (99 amino acids)
Source: RefSeq, a predicted model, not a curated record